UUUCUUUCUUCUUAUUUUCCCCCUUUAUUUCUUUUAUUUUCCUAUCUAUUUCCUUUUGAGAAUUUGGGGUUUUCGCUCAGUGAUUUUGUGGGCGAGCUUGACCUUUUCCGGGUCCCUCGUAAGGUUUUCUAUGGUUCUCGUUAAUUUCCUUUUCAGCACUUCAGCGAGCGUUUUGAUUUCUAGCGAUGCUUUGUGGGAAACUCUCUGGGUUUACUUUUGUUUUCUUAUUCAUAGUGUUUCAUAGCGGGAUUGGGAUCUGGGAGAGGGUCAGGGCCAGGGAUUCUUACAUCUUGGAAAUGGCAGUGCGCCGAUAUUCCUGUUGCAAUGGGGCUGGUUUGGUUUCGGGAAUUUCGUCACGGCAUCGACAGGACAGAUCUCCAGAGCUCUUGGACCGUUCACGUCCAGAGGUCAACCUCUUGCACAUUCGGGUGCAACCCAUCAGAGAGUCCUAUCUAGGACUUUGUUCGGAAACAACAACUACAACAAGAAUGACAACAUCACCAUCAACAUCAUCAUCAACACCAACAACAGUCUGCCUUGCCAUCGGCAACCGCACACGGAGGAGCGGGCAGAGGAAGGAUAACACUUUGGUUAUCCACACCGGCUCUCAUGAGCAAAAGUGGUAGAGGGCGGGGCGGGGAUCGUCAGUUUACAGGAUCUCACUCGAUCGUCUCACGACAAGAGCACACUCUUUUGAAUCACAAAUUUCUUAUGUACAAGGAUUUCCAAUUUCGACCAUCAUUCAAGUUGAGGAAUCGGAGGGAGAGCCUGAACAUGGUGACGAUAUGAGGGGGAUCUAAUCAGUCUGCUCUGGACUCAUGAACUCAGGCCCGAGAACGAGACAAGGUGUGAUUCACAAGUGGACGUCUGAAUACGCAGGGAGGAAGCUUCGAGCCCAAGACUAUAGACGUCGGUGGGUUUCCAGUUUAGACUUGGGAAUUGCGCUCUGGGAUGAAUGCAUGUCCAAUGAUGAACUUCUGUAGCUGAAUUUCAAAGCUAAUACGACGCAUAAAACCUCAACAUUUCUUUUACC
Molecule: messenger RNA, 1033 nt
Organism: Cryphonectria parasitica EP155
Lineage: Eukaryota; Fungi; Ascomycota; Sordariomycetes; Diaporthales; Cryphonectriaceae
Exons: 1
Coding region: 186-626 (146 amino acids)
Source: RefSeq, a predicted model, not a curated record